Aricia agestis (brown argus) is the source of this 1090-nucleotide messenger RNA. Its product is annotated as pancreatic triacylglycerol lipase-like. The record is from RefSeq and is a predicted model, not a curated record. Gene Ontology annotation, biological process: lipid metabolic process. The transcript has 5 exons. The coding region runs from base 18 to 1022 and encodes 334 amino acids. Gene Ontology annotation, molecular function: lipase activity. NCBI's taxonomy places the organism in Eukaryota, Metazoa, Arthropoda, Insecta, Lepidoptera, Lycaenidae.
AUCUCGGCAUAUACAACAUGAAGCUGCUGGUGGUAUUCCUACCCCUUGUGGCCUUUUGUGCCGCUGAUCCAAUCCCGGCGGUGCCGGGAGACAACGAUCACUAUGUUGAGGGUGUCAGCAGAUACAUCUGGAUACCUGAUGGUGAUGAUGUGCCUCAUCUAGUAGACCUUCAUGCCCCGGCUGCUGAUGUAGCUUCUGAUGUUGAGGGUAGAAGCGGUGCCAAUAACGCCUACUGGCUUUAUACCAGACGCAACCCUAACAACCACCAACUUCUCGUUAACGGCAACAUAAACUCGGUAGCAAGCUCAUUCUACAAUCCAAACUUGCCAUUGAAAGUAAUCGUCCAUGGAUGGAACAGCAAAGGAUCCUCGAAAAUGAACCCAGAAAUCACUGCUGCUAUUCUAGCCGUGAUGGAUGCUAACGUGAUUGUCGUUGAUUGGAGCCGAGUAGCCAGUGGCCUAUAUACCACAUCCGUUCGUGGAGUACCAGAUGUAGGCAGACAUCUUGGAGCCUUCCUGAUCUGGCUCCUCGGUAGCUUCGGUGGAAACUGGCAUAAUGUUCACCUGAUUGGCUUCAGUUUGGGCGCCCAUGUUGUUGGUAACGCUGGACGCACUUGCAAUGGCCGCAUCGCUCGUAUUACUGGCUUGGACCCAGCUGGUCCUCAAUGGGGAAGGAACUCCAAUGCUCUGAACCAACACGACGGUAUCUACGUUGAAUCCAUCCAUACUGACGGUGGUCUUCUCGGAAUUUUCGACCCCAUCUCUGACGCUGACUUCUAUCCCAACGGUGGCAGAAACAGACAACCAGGCUGCUGGAUCAGCACAUGCUCUCACAGCCGCGCGCCUGAUCUAUUCGCUUCUUCCGUCAGAACCAACCAUUUCAUUGGUAUGCAAUGCGCAAGUCUGAGCGAAGCUAGAAAUAACAGAUGCAGUGGAGCUCAACACCGGAUGGGCAACGGUGACCUCAACAAACGCGGAGCUGGCUUGUACGGACUGUCCACUGGCAGCAGGUGGCCAUAUUAAGGAACCAAGCGAUUUUCUACUGGAAAUAAGACUGAUAAUAAAUACAUAUUUUAAGAUUUUUUUCCUUA